Molecule: messenger RNA, 811 nt
Organism: Apodemus sylvaticus (European woodmouse)
Lineage: Eukaryota; Metazoa; Chordata; Mammalia; Rodentia; Muridae
Gene: Tmem107
Product: transmembrane protein 107
Exons: 5
Coding region: 135-599 (154 amino acids)
Biological process (GO): protein localization to ciliary transition zone; non-motile cilium assembly
Cellular component (GO): MKS complex
Source: RefSeq, a predicted model, not a curated record
CCGGGCGCCGGAGCGCGCGGGAAGGAGGCUUGGGUAGAGAGGUCUGGCCUGCUUGCUCUGGGAGACUUGAUGAGUGACCCACCUCAGACUUCCAACCUCAGAAACCACGGCGUCCGCUCUGGGCCCCCGGCGCCAUGGGUCGGAUCUCCGGGCUCGUGCCCUCUCGGUUCCUGACGCUCUUGGCUCACCUGGUGGUGGUCAUCACUUUGUUCUGGUCCCGGGAAAGCAACAUCCAGGCUUGCCUGCCUCUCAAGUUCACCCCCGAGGAGUACGAGAAGCAGGACAACCACGCAGUCCGGAAACCCUGCUCCGACCCGCUUUCUCCCCGCAGGCUGCUAGCGGCGCUCUGUCUCACCCUGGGCCUCUUUGCAGUGGAGCUGGCUGGCUUCCUCUCAGGAGUCUCCAUGUUCAAUAGCACCCAGAGCCUCCUCUCCAUUGCAGCCCACUGUAGCGCGGCCGUGGCCCUAUCUUUCUUCAUAUUCGAGCAAUGGGAAUGUACCACGUACUGGUACAUUUUUGCCUUCUGCAGCGCCUGCCCCGCUGUCACUGAAACUGCAUUAUUCAUUGCUGUCUUUGGGCUGAAAAAGAAACCCUUCUGAUCACAACCCGGAUGUAGGGACCAAAGCUGGAAAAGUGAUGAGCUUCCUCCCAUUGCUGGAAGAAGAAAGGCGGAGGCUUCGGAUUUCUCUCGCCCUAGUCCUUUGCUCCCCCCUACUGCAUCUAAGCAGAGGAUGGCAGUGUUGGCAUAAGAGCUCUCAAAUAUUGGAUUAUUUUAUUAGAGUUUUGUAAUAAAAUUCAUUUUAUAAUAAGA